This is a messenger RNA of Lethenteron reissneri (Far Eastern brook lamprey), 1926 nucleotides long. Its product is annotated as protein qua-1-like. NCBI's taxonomy places the organism in Eukaryota, Metazoa, Chordata, Hyperoartia, Petromyzontiformes, Petromyzontidae. The record is from RefSeq and is a predicted model, not a curated record.
GCCGCCGUUGACAGCGACACGGCACGGGGUGGUGGCGGGCGGCCGAUGUGCAGAGCCGGAGGCGCCCUUGGGUAGCUCCUCCUCCUCCACCUCCUCCACUUCCUCCGCCUCCUCCGCCAUCGUCAAGCGCAAGUCGUCACCGAUGGAGGGGCUCUCCGGCCUCGCCAAGCGCUCCAGAGUCGCGGAUUGGUGGGAGCCGACAUUGGGAGAAGCCGGCAAACCCACGGGGGCACCGACCCACGGCGGCAGCGGUAACCCCAUCCGGAGCGGCGGGGCGCCAUCUCCAGCCGGCGGCGGGGACGGCGGGGACGGCGGCGGCACCGUCGGUGGGGACGGGCACCGCCAGGGGGAGCCGGAUGCGAGCGACGCGACGGAGGGGAACGGGGAGCCGCUACGUCUCCGCGAGCCGGGCGCCGGCGCUGCCGUCGAUGCCUCGGGGCGCCAGCCCCACCCCACGCGGGAGGACGACGAUGACGACGAUGACGGUGACGACGAGCAGCGUGAUGGGAACAUCGAAGGGAGACAGAAAGCCGGUGGUGGUGGUGGUGGCGGUGGGGGUGGUGGUGAUGGCAGUGAGGGUGGGGGCGGCCUCUGGGUGGGGGGCUCCCGCGUGACGCUGCAGUGGCUGCCCCAUUUGCAAGAGGCCCAAUGGGUGGACGGCGCUGGGGUGGACGGCGCUGGCGAGGAGCCUGGGGCUGCUCGUGACGCCGCGAGUUCCGCGCUGCCCGCGGUUCGCUUCCGGCCGCUGGGAAUCAAGACGGAGAACGGCGACGACGGAAUGGACGGCACCCGCGGGGUUUGCCGCGGCAACUCCGCCAGCAGCACCGGUGGCACCGGCGCCGCAGCGAUCGUGGAGGAGGAGGAUGCCGCUGGGCUCGUCGUCGUCACCACCACUUCUACCUCCUCCACCUCCUCCACCUCCUCCACCUCCUCCACUGUCGUCACCACCUCCUCCACUGUCGUCACCAUUGUCGACGUCAAGGAGGAACGGCGUGAGGAUGAAUAUGAGGAGGCGCCACUCGCCGGGGCCGCCAUGAAGCAGGAGGACGACGACGACGACGCCGAUCUGUCGCGUCGCGAUUCCCAUUUGCUGUUCAUCAAACAAGAACCCGUGGUUGAGGAGGAGGAGGCAGAGGAGGUGCGAGACUCCGACAGUGGGAGGGGGUCACAGCUGGAAGUCACCUCUGGUGAAGGCCCGGGGAGAGAGCCGUCCGAGCACGCCGGUCGCUCAGCGGGGCGCCGAGACUGCGACGGGGAGGAGGGGGAGGGUGAAAACUUGCCAAUGUUCAUGGAGGUGGAGGUGUGGCUGGAUUACCCUGAUGAAGAGUGCCUGGCAGGCGGCACGCGGGCGGCGGUGCCCGACGAGCCCAACGAUGGCACGGAGAGCGGCGACGAUGGCGAAGCGGAGCCGUCGGGCCACACAGGCGACCAGUCGCCACGCCGGGGUGGGCCGGGACGGGCCGCUCGCCGCCGCCGGGGCCGGCUUGCGGGCCUGCGGACGAGCGGGCGCGGGAAGGGGGGAAGGAUCCGCCGCGGCCGGCGGGCUGCCCGGGGGACGCGACACGGGCGAUGGGCGGCACGCCGAGACUUCCCCAGACGACGCGGGAACGAGGCGGUGCCGAGAAACUUUACCGGCGACCCUCAGCGAGGCGCCGAGUCCCCCUGAAGCGGCCGAGCCUGCGCCGCUCCGAGCGUGCCGAGGGCUCGUCCGGCGGCGGCGGCCGGGAGCUGUGGGGGCUCUUAGAGAAACGCACGACCGCGGUGCGGGGCCUCCCGGGAGCGCCGGAGCCGCGAUCCUCACCCUCCGCGGCGGCGACGACGACGACUGCCGGAACCGCGGGCGAAGCGCCUCGGGUGCGACACGUGCCGCAAGAUGUUCGUGAACAACGCGGGCCUGCAGAUGCACCGCAAGAUGCACGCGCGAGA